AUGGCUGCCUCGACUAACGAUAUGAAUAAAAAUACCAAUCACUACCCAUCAUCACACAGUGUUCUUAAUGUACAAAACCUAUCUCUGACAGCCCUUUUAGAACAACAAGAAAAUAGUGAGGUUUACGACGAUUUUAUUCUCUAUCUUCACCAAACGUAUUGCAUCGAAAACUUGUACUUUUGGCAAAACGUACAACGUUAUAAAGCCAAUCCUAGUUGGAUUCAGUUUGAAGAGAUGAUAGAAAACUUCAUUUUGGUCAAUUCACCGUACGAAAUCAACAUACCUUGUGAGUUACGUGAAGACAUCCUUGUCCUAUCUAACAACAACAACAACCAUCUCAAGAUAGAUGAUUCUAAUCAUAAAGACUUGAAGAUCGAUUGCUUCGAUGCAGCUGCAGAGCUUAUUUUGGAGCUUUUAAGGGUCAAUUCGUUCAUACCUUGGUCAAAUGACUUUUAUCUUAAAUUCAAUGGCGGCAGCAAACGUAAUAGUCGUGCGAUAGGGUUGCCCGCUUCCCCUUUGUCUACUUCUUCUAUUUAUUCUUCAUCCUCUUCCUCUUCUGGUACUACCGCUCAUCGUCGUAGCAGUAAAAGUCAUAGUCAUAGCAGUGGUGCAUCAGACACGACUCCCUCCCAUCAUCCCAUCACUCCCACCCCGAGUCAUAAUUCAUAUACAACCACGCCUCCGCCACAACAACAAAAAUACGCUACCAUAAACGAAAAGAAGCGUUUCUCCAACAUCCUCUCGCCUUCAUUCUCUUUUCCUGUCAAUUUAUUGUAUUCGUCUCCUUCCAUGGCAUCUUCAACUGCCACAUUCGGUAUCAGUCGACCCAGUUUCAGUUCCUUUCGGUCAUUUGCUACUACCACAGCACCUACUACUACUACUACUCGUACUUCUACCAGCUCCACCACCUCUUUUUUCUCAAAUACAUGGGGUGCCAAGUCUUAUAAAUGGAGGCAUAGGUUUUUAAAAAUAAAAGAGAGAAUGCUGAUACCAACAACAACUCGAAAACAGUGUAAUUUAUCAUGA
Molecule: messenger RNA, 1026 nt
Organism: Mycotypha africana
Lineage: Eukaryota; Fungi; Mucoromycota; Mucoromycetes; Mucorales; Mycotyphaceae
Exons: 1
Coding region: 1-1026 (341 amino acids)
Source: RefSeq, a predicted model, not a curated record